AUGGACAUGGAGAGUUACGAGGACUUCUGCCUGCGGAGCCUGGCCAGACUGCAGACUGAGAGCCAGCGGAAGAGCCAAGGCCAACAGACAGGCAGUGAGCCAACUGGUCCUGUGGAAGCUCUCUCCUUCAUCCACUUCCAUGGAAGGGCUGUGCUCUCACCCUUGCUGAGUGUGGAGCAGCGCAGUGAGAUGUCCCAGUACAGACAGAGGGCUGCCCAGCUUGAGGUGGACAGACAGGCACUACGCAGCAGCAGCCUGCUGACCAGGGUUCAGGACAUCCUGGACAAUGCUCAGGUGGACAGAGUACCAGAGAUGGAGGGUAAAAUGGAUCUACCAACUCCGCCAUAUUGCCUUUCCCCAAAACCUGAGACAGUGAAUGGCUACACCCUGGUCACAGACUCUCCUGGGCUACCCAGGGGCGCUGGUGUGGUUGGGCUACACAUUACGGAUCGGCCCACCACCCCUCAACCUGAGUCCCCCAUAGUCCUGAAUGGGUACAGGGCAGAGGAGAGAGAGAAGCAGGUAGAGGAGGAGAGGUGGGAGGUAAAGGAGGAGAUAGGGGGCGGUCAGGAUGUGAGUUUCCAGAGCCUUCUGAGGAGGUCGAGGGAGUAUGUGGAGAGAGAGCAGGCCCAGAGGGGGUCAAAAGUCAUCGGCCGGGUCACUUCAACCACCCCACCUGCGGAGAGCCUCUCUGACAAGGAGAACGAGAGCCGCAGUCCUCUGGGAGAGAUGAAACCUGAACAGGGGUACAGCCUGCGCCACAGUCCCCUAAACCCACCCCAGGCCCACAUCCAGCACCAGAGUCAGUAUCCUGCCCAAGCUCAAGCCCAGUACCAGGCUGUGUGUGACCCAUAUGACUCUCGGUUUAGCUGCCUCUCAUCUGGCCUCCCCGACCCUUACGCCCUCCUGCCCAGCCCUGAACCCAGCAUGAGUCCCCGCCCCCACCGCCGCCGACCACGUCCAGUGUCCACUGGUAACAUCAUGAUCUCCUUCCCCAUUGGUUCGGCCGACCUCAUCCCCAGAGGGCUAGUGGGGAGGCAGCAGGAGAGCGCUGUUGUCAUGGUGACAGGGGUGAUGAGGUCACCGGAACGGGGGUCAGGCGUCAGUGACGGUAACAGUAGUCGUCGUGGCAGCCAGUGUGGCACCAGCCCGGUCCAGGAGAAGAGCUGCAGCCCAGUCAGUACCUCCGGAACUGGUUCACAUGGGCAUCAUGAUGUCAUCAGCUCCGGGUUUCGCCGGCGCUGCCACACCCUAGACAGCCAGCUCCACUCCUCCCAUUCUGCCUCAGGACCUGGCAUGGACCGCAGCCAGGAGAGGCUCCCGCGCUUCAUGGGGGGAGUGCCUCGUUUGGCCCUGAGCCGUAGGAGCCCCGCGGUCCCCCUGAAUCAGUCCUAUGAGGUGGAGAACCCCUCGGCCACGCUGCUAAGGCCCCACGUGAGACCCUUGACCCCUGACCUCUCUCCUUGCCAGAUGAGUCUGGAGCCUGAGGGGCCUCGGGGGCCCCAUGAUGGACGGAUCACACCCAGCUCUUCCUUAGAGGAGCAGGACAGUAAGACAGAGGAGACCCAGCGACGUGUGAGUGCUCUGGAGGAGAUGCAGAGGCGUCUGGAGGAGGAGCAUGCUCUGCAGAUGUCUCUUCUCAUGGCUGAACAGGAGAGAGAACAACAGCGCCUCUGUCAGGAGCUGGAUGAGAAGGGGAAGAGGCUGAGAGAGCAGGGGUGUGGCCGGCUCCUGAGUGGGGACGGUGGUGGCCUCAGCCCUUCCUGCCCUGGCCUUAGCCCCACCCUGAGUGCUACUGAUAGGUCACCUAGACACAGUGUACACAGCAUGGGUUUCUCCUCUCCACUGAGCUCCAGUGUUCCCUCUCCCUCCAUGCAGCCUCCUGUCUACCUGUGGGGGCCCACCUGGGGAGCCAGCAAGCCCCGGGGAAGGCUCAGUCAGGUUGUGACAGUUGAACAGCAGAGGGCGCUGUGUCGUCUGGGAGCCAUCAGCUGUGGGUUCCUCACCCGCAGACUGCUCCAGACAGAGAAGGUGAAACAGCUGCGCCAGACCGUUCAGGACACACAAGAGUUCAUCCGCUCGUUCCAGACUGAAGCUCCACAGAAGAGAGGUUCCAUAUCAGCACAGGACCUGUCUCUGCAGGAGAGAGUCAGGGCACAGUUGCGUGCGGCUCGAUAUGACGUCCAUGACAUCUUCUUUGAGAUGCCCCUGGAGGAGAGGCUGGCUCUGCUGCAGCUGGACAGAGAGGUCCGCACAGAGAAGAAGCUACGAGAAAUGGAGAAAGCCAGGAUUCCUAAUGACAGAGUGCUGUCUGCUGCCACACAGAGGUCACUGGACAGGAAGAAGAGGGUGGGUGAGUCUCCAAGACAAGCCAGGAAAGUACAGAAGAAGCCAAAGAGCCCUCCCACUAACAGGAUCCUGAAGCCAAGUCAGGGUCAGAACGCCUCAGUCCCAGGUCAGCUAAACCGACAGGGGUGA
Salvelinus namaycush (lake trout) is the source of this 2478-nucleotide messenger RNA. Its product is annotated as centriolar coiled-coil protein of 110 kDa-like. The transcript is spliced from 12 exons. NCBI's taxonomy places the organism in Eukaryota, Metazoa, Chordata, Actinopteri, Salmoniformes, Salmonidae. Gene Ontology annotation, cellular component: centriole. The coding region runs from base 1 to 2478 and encodes 825 amino acids. The record is from RefSeq and is a predicted model, not a curated record. Gene Ontology annotation, biological process: regulation of cytokinesis; centrosome duplication; centriole replication.